CCAAACCCAAUCUAACUCAAUGGAAUCCAUUUGGUAGAAAACAAGAAUAGGAACCGAAAAACUACCAUAGCCACUACUUGCUUCCACUCCUGAUUCAGAAACUCUUAGGCAUUCCACAUUCUCAACCCCGAACCCUAAGAGCAGAGCGAAAAUGACAACCACCUUCGCGACCGUCGCAGGACUCGGUGGCGCAUUACUGUCAUCCACCUCAUCUCGUCUCACCUCAGGGUUUGUGAAAUCCCCAGUGAUUGCUAGGAAUCCCUUGAGGCAAGCUGUGGCAAUGGGAAAUGGGAGGAUUACAUGCUUUGAGAGGAAUUGGCUGCGGGCAGAUUACAGUGUGAUUGGGUUUGGGUUGAUUGGUUGGCUAGCACCCUCAAGCAUACCGGCUAUCAACGGUAAAAGUCUGACUGGCCUCUUCUUUGAGAGCAUUGGAGCUGAGCUUGCUCACUUUCCCACCCCUCCUGCCCUUACUUCGUCCUUUUGGUUAUGGCUGGUUACGUGGCACCUUGGCUUGUUCAUUGUCCUCACUUUUGGGCAAAUUGGAUUCAAGGGAAGGACUGAAGACUACUUUUGAAUUCUAAACCUAUGGUCUCUGUUUUUACUUUUUUUUUUUUUCUCUUCCUUGUGUGCCCCACUGCCCCAGUGCCUUGCAAUCUAUGAUGACUCUAUGCUACCUUUUUCCUUCUUACUAGGAGAAAUCUAUGUAAUAUCGCCUUCAUAAUGUUGUAUAUUAUUAUUGUUGUACUUGCUCCUCAUCAAUGUCCCAACUUCUUCUAGUC
Glycine soja is the source of this 779-nucleotide messenger RNA. Its product is annotated as photosystem I subunit O-like. Lineage: Eukaryota; Viridiplantae; Streptophyta; Magnoliopsida; Fabales; Fabaceae. The transcript has 4 exons. Bases 152 to 574 code for a protein of 140 amino acids. The record is from RefSeq and is a predicted model, not a curated record.